AUGAGCUCCGUCUACACCUCGUCGGCCGGAUCGCGCGGCCGUGGCCUCUUCACCGCACGCGCCUGCCCGUCGCACAGCCUGCUGCGGCUCGGAGAGCCGCACGCGGCUUCGCCGAUGCCAGGCUGCGCUUCGGUGUGCUGCUCCUGCGGCAGGCACCUGGAGCGGCCCGUCCGCUGCGCCUGCUCCGCCGCCUACUGCAGUGAGGCGUGUCGCGACAAGGCGUACGACACUGGCCACGCCUUGCUCUGCGUCGCCGCCGACGAUGCUGCACGGUCAGCGGCGUCUCUGGCGGAGCUGCUCUCACUCGGGUCGGACGCGGCGAGAGCUAGCCGAGAGGUGGGAGGGCUGGCGAGCGGAGGGCCGUGGGUGGCUGCUGCUGGCGUGAGCGCGGUGGCAGGCCACUUUCCAGAGGAGGAGGAGGGCGAGGAGGAGGAGGGCGAGAGCGACGAGGGCCAGGGCGAGGGCGAGAGCGAGGGCGAGGGUGGGGAGGAGGGCGAGGGUGAGGGCGAGGGUGAGGGCGAGGGCGAGGGCGAGGGUGAGGAGGAGGGCGAGGGCGAGGGUGAGGGUGAGGGUGAGGGAGAGGAGGCACACAGCCCAGAGGCCCUCGAGGCCGAGGCUCGGCUCCUGCUGCCGCACUGCUGGCGGCUCCUCCUCGGCUGCUUCGAGGGGAGGCUGCCUGAGGGCGCGCCGUCGCGGCGCGUGCUGCGACUGCUGCGCUCCUACGGCGAGGUGUUGGCUCGGCUCUCUCGUGGCGAGGGCUGGCUCGGCUCUCUCGUCGCCGCGCUGGAACGAAACGCUCUCCCCGCGAGCGGCGCGGGCUGUGCCGACCCCGCCACCGGCGGCGCAGGAGCGGUGUUGCCCGAGGGGGUGGUGCUGUCAGCUGCUGGCUCGAUGCUCAACCACAGCUGCGUGCCAUCGUGCGCCGUGGUGUUCGGCGACGAGGCGGCCAAGGGGGGAGAGUGGACAGGGCGAGCUCACGAUCUCGCGAGGACGGCGGCGCUCCGAGCGAUGCACGGCUUCGUGUGCCGGUGCGAGAAGUGCGAGGUGCAGCGCGGCGUCGCUCGCGUGCGCAAGAUGCACCCCGCGGGCAGCGACGAGCGGCUCGAGGCGCUGAGAGCGUUUGGGUUGCGCGCGCUCGAGGAAGGGCUCUACGAGGACGCUGUGGCCAUCCACCGCCGGCUGCUGCGGGAGGCCGCACUGUGUAGCGCGCUGCAGCGGCUGCACCGCUUCGACGAGGCGAGGGCCGCGUGGCUGGGCGGCAGCGAGGCGCUGCCAGAGCACGCAGAGCUGAGACGCGAGGCUGCGGCUGCGCGCGCCUACCACAUCGCCCCUCCGCCGCACGCGUCGCCGCCGGGGAAGCGCAAGAGGCCGGCGGCGGAGGCGAGGAUCCUCGCGGCGGGAGGCGGGCGCACGAUCACUUCUUCCGAGAAGUCGUCGAGCUCUGCGAGGCGAGCGCGGCGAAGGUCCGUCCCGACGACAGACAUGGAGGCAACCUACGCCGAGAGCCGGCUCAAGGUCUCCGCGAGCCGGCUGCGCGUGUGGGACGCUUUCGUUGUGCGCUACGACGCCGCCGCGCAGCGCUCGCUGCCGACCCAUCAGGACGACUCGCACCUCUCGCUCACGAUCGCCCUCAACGAGACGGGCGAGUACGACGGCGGGGGCACCUCCUUUGAGGACCUCGGCGGCGAGGGCUUCGUCAGGCCGGAGAAGGGGUGCGUGGUCGCCUUUCCGGGGGAGCUGCGGCACGGCGGGAGGGCCGUCACCCGCGGGGUGAGGUACAUCAUCGCCGUCUUCCUGUGGGUCACCGAGGAGAGCCCGUGA
Emiliania huxleyi CCMP1516 is the source of this 1821-nucleotide messenger RNA. RefSeq lists its product as hypothetical. The record is from RefSeq and is a predicted model, not a curated record. The transcript has 10 exons. The coding region runs from base 1 to 1821 and encodes 606 amino acids. Gene Ontology annotation, cellular component: nucleus. NCBI's taxonomy places the organism in Eukaryota, Haptophyta, Isochrysidales, Noelaerhabdaceae. Gene Ontology annotation, molecular function: oxidoreductase activity, acting on paired donors, with incorporation or reduction of molecular oxygen; iron ion binding; L-ascorbic acid binding.